Hemicordylus capensis (graceful crag lizard) is the source of this 3852-nucleotide messenger RNA. It is a transcript of the gene DTWD2, whose product is annotated as DTW domain containing 2. The transcript has 6 exons. Bases 437 to 1180 code for a protein of 247 amino acids. The record is from RefSeq and is a predicted model, not a curated record. Lineage: Eukaryota; Metazoa; Chordata; Lepidosauria; Squamata; Cordylidae.
GGCCGGAGCUCAACCCCUUUCCCCCUCGGGGCCGGGGCCCCUGGAGACUCUCCUUUCUUCGAGUAGACCUAGCAGAGAGACGCCUUUAGUUGCCGGGAGCCCUGCAGAAAGUGUCGGGCCAAUCGGAGCCAGAUUCAGGGGGUGGAUGAUGGCCCAUUGACACGUUUUCCUUGAUAGCUUCGCCGUCUUCUUUGCCUGGGGCUUGCGCUGCCUCGCUGGCACCCCGCUAGAACACGCCGCAAGGGUCCUCCUCCUCCCCCGGUCUAGUCCCCAGCCAGAGCCACACCCACCGCUUGACUCUCCCUGGCCUGUCUCGGCAGGCAGACGCAACUCUCUUGGCUGCUGGGCUGGGACUGGGAGAGGUUCUUCGGCUGCCUGGGAGGAUGCUGAGCUGCUGCUUCCAUUCGGAGGCCCCGGGGAGGGAGAGUACAGCAGCAUGCAUGAGAGGGCACCGGUGGGGGGAGUGGAGAGGAAACAGCUGCUCCUCCUCUUCAGAGCGGCAUGCCGUCCUCAAAAGGUGUGCUUAUGUCCAUUCCUGCCAGUUCAUCCAUUGAAAGUAUCUACUUGUUUGUAUGUCAUCCAGCAUCCAGCAGAGGAAAGCAGAGUGCUACGGACAGUACCUCUACUGGCUGCUUGUCUACCUGAAGACAAAUGUAAAGUGUUGAUUGGCCGGCGCUUCAGCGAAGAUAGGUACCCUGAAUUAGCAACUGUGUGUAAAAAUGCGAAUACGUUGAUAUUAUAUCCUGGAGCUGGAGCAGCAAAUUUGGAAGAAGUAGAUUUGACCUCUCCUGAUCCCUAUGUAAUCAUCAUCAUUGAUGGAACAUGGAGUCAGGCCAAAGAUAUAUUCUUUAAGAACUCCCUUUUUCGAAUACCUAAGCAGAUACAACUGAGAACUGAUCUUUCAAGUCAGUAUGUGAUCCGUACACAGCCCACAAACGCAUGUCUGUCUUCACUUGAAUGUGCAGCUAUUGCCCUUGCCAUUGUGGAAAAAAAUGAUGGUUUUAAAGAGACUAUACUCCGUCCUCUUCAAGCCCUAUGCUCUUUCCAGCUUCAGCAUGGUGCCCAAGUCCAUCACAGCAAGGAACAUCUUCUUAAAAAUGGUUUAUAUGACAAACCGAUGCCAAAAAAUAAACGCAAGCUCAGGAGAAUGGAACUCUUAGUGAAUAAUGUUAAAAUUUAGCAGUGAUAUAGGCAUCGUACUAAAGAUUUUUAUUCCUUUUAGCUAAUGAAGUAGUGUUUAAUACGGAUUUACUCCAAGCAACCAUCUUUUUGAUAAUGGACCAAGUUCAGGUGGCUACUUGCCCAGGAGUUCAAGCAUAAUACAAAAGCAGAUGCCUGGUCCUUUACAUUAGUCCAUGGAAUAAACAAGAGCCCCUUUCCCUCUCAGUUUAUCAAGCUGUUGUCUCUGAUAUAUUUGGGUUUUUUUAUGGGAGACUUUUGAUGGGAGACUUUUGGCAUUACUGAAAAAAGAAUGUAGAUUUCCUAAGGUGCACUCGUAAUGAUUCAGUAGCUUGUUCAAGCAUUUUAAUUCUGACUUGCAAUGCUUGUGUGUUUGAAACUUGUGCUUUUUUAAUUUCUUAAGUUGACUAAAGAUAUUGGGGAUGUACAAGUUUACGUGCUGACUCUCAGCCACAUUCAGGAGAAGAAAUAGGAAGAGAUCAGUGAGAGCAUACUUUUAAGUGUGUGCAUGAAUCCUAAACACAGCACUGUGUAUUAGUGAAAGAAAUUAGUAUUUGAUCAGACUUGAGCCAGGGAGCUGCAGCUAUUUUCAGUAUUUGAGAAUAUAUUUCCUUUCAUACUGUGUCUGUUCUACCACCAGUCCAGCAUAGGUGUAUUCACUUCUGACUCUUACUCAUGCCAAUUUCAGUGGAAUUUAUAAGUGAAUAUGAUGAAUGUUAGAAAGUAAACUUCCUGUUUUCAGUAGAAGUAUAUUGAUGAUCCAACUGUGCUACAGGAUGUUUUAAUGGUUAAUGAAACUGAUUAAGACUAACAUUUUUUGAGGUUUUGGAGGCAUGUUUUUCUCCCUUCAUUCACAUCAUGGAAACACGACAGAAUGAUUAAUGUAACUACGUGUGGGUGGGAUUUGUGACUUUGCUUAUGGGACUGACUAUGAACAGGGCAUAUGAACAGGACUUUGAUUCUUCUAUGUCUGACACUGCAUGUUUUAUGCAGUUGUGACUUGCUGCUUCAUGGCCAUGAUCUGGUUUCUGCUAGCAGUUGUUAGUGAGAUUUCAUAUUUGCCAAGAAUAUAUUACUUAUUAAUCAUCUUAAAGUCUUAUGUAUACAGUAGACUUAUUCUUUGGUCCAUAUUUCUAAACAUUAUUAAUGGAAAUUGGAUCUGUGGUAAAAGUUGAAAAAGAAUGUCAGAACACACAAGUAUAAGACAAGGAUAUACUUUGUCUAGAUAAAUAAAUGAAAUCAAUGUUUUAGGACUAAAAUUCCAGUUUUAGGACUGUAUAAAUUGAAAUAAAAACAUGAGACAUUCCUACUAUAGAUCAUGUCUGAAGCAAUUGUUCCUGUGAAAGCAAUUAGACUUUGAAGCAAACCUCUUAGUCACAUUAAUGGAAAAUUUCCUAACUUCCUUUACAGUAUUUUGCUGUAUUUCAGACUUGAUAAUACAACAUACAGUCCUAGUAUAAUCCAGUAUAUUGUUGGGAUGUAAUAUUGUGCAGGUUUUCUGUACUACAAGGAAGGCUAAACAUUUUCUUUAAUUAAAUUAUUCUUCAAGUUCUGAAGAAGAGAUUAAAACCUAAAUCUAAUUUCUGAAAUUCACAAACAACUGAAAAAAGCCUUGGCAUAAAUAAUAAAAAAAUUAUUUCAUUUAUAAUCCUACAACAUACAUCUUACUAAAAUUGAUUAAUGUUUAAUGUGUACAAAAGAGGACUAUUUAGGCACCUUUGCAAGCAUUCAUAAAGCAAAUAGGAUCAUUACAUUUUGGAUUACUUAGAAAAAGAGCAUUUGGAAUCUCAAUAUUUUAAUUUUGUUAAACAUUUAGCAGCUCAGUAGUGAUACUGAUAUCUGUUUGACACACAGCAUAGAUUUAUUUUUCCUCUUCAUUAUCAUUGUACCAAGGACUAUAAUUUUAUUUAUUGAUUGCUUUAUCUUAAUGUAUUUUAGAAAUAUUGUUUGUUACUGAUAUUUCCAAAAAAUUGUGAAAACUGUAUUCUUUCUAAAUUUUUAUAGGUGUGAAAUAAUCCACAUUUUUUGUGCAAAACUUCUGUCAAAGAAAAAGGAGUAUGAAAAAAACAUUUCUUUCACAAUAGUUCCAUGAAUUACCACAGAUUGCCAACAGAUGGUGCUAAGAAUAUGAACGUGGCCUCCUCCUUAGUGUGUAUUCUCCAUUUUUCCCCCCUGUCUUUAGCACUGAUGUUGGAAUAUACCAGUGUCUGGAAGUACCUGUGGUCCACUGGCUUUUUGUAAAUGACUAAGUGCUUGUGAUGUUUGACCAAGUAGAGGUAUGGACUGGGUGGGGAUAUUGGAGGUAGGUAGAGGCUUUCUGUGCUCUGUAGUAUGCCUACAUGACCCUGUACAAACUUACCAAGAAGUGAGAUGGUAGAAGGAAGAGGGCUGUCUUAUCCCUGUGGGGUUUUCUUUGUAUGUGGUACAGAUCAUGUCCAUUUGUAUGUAGGGACUGCAUAAAAUGAUGUAUUUGUCCAUGGAUUGGGCUAUAAAUUUGCAGUACAUUUUGUUCUAACAAAUUUUAUUUUAUUAAAUUUGUUGACAACUUCUUAUUUGAUAAGACAAAUACUUAUUUUGACACUAAUCUUUCUGCUGUCCUAUAUUGCUAUAGAGUUUAAAAAGGGAUUUUCCAGUAUUUUGUUGUUAAAUUUUAUUAAAAUAAACUUUCUCCCC